This is a messenger RNA of Protopolystoma xenopodis, 249 nucleotides long. The record is from the annotation of a GenBank genome assembly. NCBI's taxonomy places the organism in Eukaryota, Metazoa, Platyhelminthes, Monogenea, Polystomatidea, Polystomatidae.
CAUCUGGAGCACACUUCGCCAAACGACAAUUACCCUGUCGACGCAAUUACCGGCGGUUUCGGACUCUCAACCUUCUCACCAUCUCAAAGACUCUUGGUCAGCCCCACCGAUGGGCCCGGUUCGGGUGGUUGGCUGACCUCAGGUGUGGAACGCUGUGGAGUGGGAGAAGAAGAUGGUGGUGUGGAUGUCUCUUGUAUCUCCUCUUCCUUCGUUUCUUCCUCAUCGCCCGCCUCUUCGCCCUCUUGUGAA